AUGUACGAAGUAACACCGUAUCGGAAUCGCCGCCACAAAGGUGUGCCUCCACUCCAUGACAUUCACCGGCUAUACAACGCCCCCAGCUUUGCCGGCGUGGGCGGCAUGGACGGGUUCCCGGCGUGGAAUAUCAGCUGGACUACUCCGAACUUCGAUAUGCCGAAUAAUGUCGAGCAGGCUACGCGCCGACAUGUCGAGGCGCAGAAGGAACACGACAAGGCGAAGGAAAAGUAUGAGGAGGCCAAGAAGAAACUCGAAGAGUGUGAGAAGAAGGUCAAGGAGGCGGAUAAGGCGCUUUCGUUUGCUAAGCACCAGGCUUCGUGGUAA
Exserohilum turcica Et28A is the source of this 327-nucleotide messenger RNA. RefSeq lists its product as uncharacterized. The transcript has a single exon. Lineage: Eukaryota; Fungi; Ascomycota; Dothideomycetes; Pleosporales; Pleosporaceae. Bases 1 to 327 code for a protein of 108 amino acids. The record is from RefSeq and is a predicted model, not a curated record.